CACAUGUCAUUGCUUGUGUACUCUAGACUGUAAAUAUAACCAAAAUAAAAUUUAUUUUUCUUUCAAUCACCUCAAUCGUAAUUUUUAAAUUUAUUUGAAUAUUCUUACUUUAAUUUUAAAUAUCAGUAAAUGGAUAUCAAAAGUCAUUUGAAAGAAGCUAGAGAAGCAAUAAAAAACAGGGAUUUCAGGAAAUCAAUUAAACUAUGUAGAGACGUUCUGGAUGAAGACAAAGACAAUUAUAUAGCUCUUGUUUUUUUGGGGCUUUCAAUACAAGAGACCGAUCCUUCAGAAGAAAGUGAAAAAGCAUUUAGAAGAGCAAUUGAAAUUAAUCCCGAAAAUCUAUUAGCUUGGAAUGGAUUAGCUAACUACUUUGAGAAAAUAGAUACUACAGAAGCCAGAUUAGAGCUCAUUAAAAUUUAUACCUUUUUAAUAGGGAAAGAAACUACUGAAAAGAAACUGAUAGAUUAUUGCGAGAAACUAUGUAGCCUUUAUAAAUAUACCAAUGUUGAAGAAAUAUGUAAAGUUAUUUAUAAAAAAGUUGAGAAUGGAAAUUAUUCAGAAUCAGCUUUGACAAACAGCAGAUCAUCCCUUGCAACUAUUUUAAAACAGAGUAAUGAACUCUCUGAUGAUAUUCUCGAAGUGUAUGAGGAUAUAUUGAGUAGCUUGGUGAGCAGCAAUGAAACUGCAACAGUAGAUUAUUAUUCUCAAUACUUGACUGUUUUAUACAAACAGAAAAAAUAUGAGAAGCUACUUACACAUGUCAUAAAAAUGUAUAAAAUGUUUCCUGAAGAUGUAAUAACAAUGAAAUGGAUUUGUCAACUUUAUAAUGAGCUCUAUGUGGAAAACAAGCCAUGUGUUAUUUCAGAAUAUGUGAACAUUGAUAAGGUUCAUAAAAAACUGUCUGCUCUAGAGCCUGAAAGUGUUAUGGGAAUUUUUACAAAGGCUAUAUGUGAUGUAAAUGCAGAAGAACAUAGUGGGGCUAAGGAUAAACUGCUGAAAGUUGUUUCCAGGAAAGCAGAUCUGUUGCAUGCUUGGAUUCUUCUGACAAGAGUGAAUAUAAUGCUCCAUUCUUACAAUGAUGCUGCGGAAUCAGCAAAAGUUUCCAAAAAACUCAUGCAAUCUCCCAAGUAUUCUUGUGAGCAGAAUACAAGAAGAGAAGUUGAAAUUAUGCACUUGGAGGCCUUAUCUAGAUCAUCUGAAAGUUCCCAUUGGGAAAAAGCUGUAGAAUUAUAUGAAAAGCUAGAUGAAAAAUCCAAGGACUUAUGCCUUCCUCACUAUACUAGAGCAAAUAUUAAGUUGGGUAAUAUGGUUGAAGCUAAGCGCUCCAUAACCAAGUUGGAACAGACAAAGCCAAGUGAAAGUGCGCAUUCUGGAAUACUUUUAGCUCAACUGAUGAGGAAAGAAAACCACCACAAUUAUGCCCUGGAAGUUCUAGAAAAGAAACCCAUUCAGACUUCUGAGUAUUUUUUGGAACUAGGAGUUACUUAUUUUGAGAUUGAAAAAUUUGAUGAAUGUUUGCUGGCUUUCUUGAAAGCUGCAAAAAGUGAUGCAAACAAUUAUUAUUGUUUCUAUUAUCUGGGUAGAUGUUAUUGUGAAAUGAAACAAUAUGAUAAGGCAAGGAGAUGCUAUGAAAGAUCCUACAAGUUAUGCCCUUCAUUUAGUAAUGCAGCAAUAGAACUGAGUAAAAUUUAUAGGUUACUCAAAAACUGGGAUUCCAACGCUGCCUUAUUGAAAACCAUCACAAAAGAUGUGAUAAAUAAAGGGAAUACAUGGGCUUGGUUGCAGAUGGGUUUGAAUUCAAUGGAACAAGGGGAUUAUGAUAGAGCUAUUCAGUAUCUGAGACUGGUGUCAAGGGUGGAUGAAGAUAAUGGGCACUGUUGGGAAGCCUUGGCAGACGCUUAUUUAUAUAAAGGAGCAUAUACAUCUGCAUUGAAAGCUUAUGAAAGAGUUCUUGAAAUUUCUGUUGAUGCUCUUUAUCCUGCUCUACAAAUUGCACUGAUCAAAAAGGACUUGGGUCAUUUCCACGAAGCGAUGCUAGACUUUGAAGCUCUUCUUUGUAAGAAUAGAAAAUGCAUUUUGACCUUAACUGGUUUGGCAGAGACUUGUUUGAAAAAAGCUGCGGAAUGUAUUCAGGAACAGAGAUUGGGAACAGCUCGAGAUUGUGCUCAAUAUGGAGUCGAAGCUGUUUCUAGAGCUAUCAAACAAGGCAGCGAAAUAUCUGCUCUCUGGAAGAUACUUGGAGACUGUUGUAUACUUGUUGCAAAACUACCAGAAAAAUACUGCUGCUUGAUGAUCAUGCGAGCAAUAGACGAGCCCAAUCAUUAUGAUGGUGAUAAAAUACUGGAGAAGGAAGAUUUACUGCAACUUGCAGUAAGGUGUUAUAGUAAAGCAAUCGUUUUGACUAAAAGCAAUGAUCUCCUAUGGCAUGAUCUGGCGGUAGCUUACUUUCUACAAGCUAAACAUUCGGAAGAUAAGGAAUUGGCUAAUGAAAUUUCAACAAAAGCACAGGCUAUUUUACAGCAAUGUUCUUCUAAAAAUCCAACAUAUUGGCAACAUUGGAAUUUGCUGGGUAUAAUUCUAAUGACUAAAGAUCAUCCAAACUACGCUUUUGCCCAACAUUGUUUUAUAAAAGCUGUUACAGUAAAUCGUAACUGUGCUGUUGCCUGGACAAAUUUGGGAGUUCUCUAUUUGAAACUAGAAAAUAUCUUGCUAGCCAAUCAAGCUUUUGGACAAGCUCAAAGAUCAGAUCCUAAUUAUAUUCAGAGUUGGAUUGGACAAGGUAUUUUGGCUGAAGUGCUAGAUCAAGGAGAUGAGGCUAUGGAUCUCUUCAGACAUAGCACAGAUUUAGGUUUCCACCCACAAGGUGCUCUGGGCUAUGGGCAUUGGGUCUGUAGGAAGUUGAUGCAAUCACCUAUGGCGUCAUCCUUUGAUGCCAUAGAUAAGUUACAUGCAGUACCAGUAGCUUGCGAUGCUCUGACUUGGUAUACUCAAUUGAACCCUUACGAAUGCUGCUCCUGGAAUAUGCUGGGGAUUUUAAAGGAGAGAAUGGGACUAUUGGCUGGUGCAGCAGAAGCCUUUAGGAAAGCCUUAAACAUGUCAUCUGAAAGGUAUAGCGACUUUGCAAGAAUUAACUUCGGGAGAGUUUUGAAUAGGCUGGGACAUUACAAGGAGGCAAUUAAGAUAUGUAGUGACGUCCAGGAAAGUUCCUUCAACAGUGGUAUAUGGUAUGCCUUGGCUCUCUACAAAGAUAACCAGUUCCAAGAAGCUUCGAGUAUAUAUUUGGCGAUUGUCCAGUAUUUGGCGAAAGAAUUAACAAUUGGUGAUGUGGUUGCUUGUAUGGCCAUCAUUACCUAUGGAUUGGGAGAACCAGAUCUUGCUAGGAAAGCUAUAGUUGAAAGCUUCAAUAAGAGGUUACCUACCGCUCGAGUGAUGUAUGCCCUUAUAGCUUUGGGUGUUCUACAGAAAGACUCCCCACUAAUCCCGUUGACUCUAAAGCAAGUCGAAGUCUUGGAAGAUGUCCCCAAAAGUAUAGAGAAUUUUAUUUCCUUGCUGUCGUACAUCCACAUUUUCCAGGGGAACCAUGCGAAAGCCGUGAGAAAAACGAGCGAAUUAGUUCAUUUGCUACCAGGAAACUCGGAUCUGUGGUUGACUUUAUCAAUAACAAUAUUGUAUUCAAUAAAACAAAUGAAAUCUCCUCCUUCCCAUAAGGAAGCUGCUAAAAAUGCAGCCAAUGUUGCACUGAAAUUGAGAGAUUUGAAAACUACACACAAAACCGUUUCCAAGAUUCUCUGUACAAUAUCGGCCUCAUCAUUGUUGAUAUCAGACUACAAAUCGUCUCUCAUCUCAGCCCAGAAAGCAAUCUUCUGCACACCAAACGCUAAGGAGAGUUGGGUUGUAUUCAACGAUUCGUUAGGGUAUUUCACUGAUAAACAAAAAUACUUUGAGAUGUCUAAUCAAGUGCUUCAUUCUUCAUGUGAUGAUUUCAAUCACAUACGGGUCAACACAAUAUUUUAAACUUUCAUUUGAUUUUAAAUUGAAUUGUAAUUAAUAUUUUAUCUCAUGAAAAUUCAAAGUGAUAUUUUGAAAA
This is a messenger RNA of Harmonia axyridis, 4087 nucleotides long. Its product is annotated as tetratricopeptide repeat protein 37. The transcript is spliced from 19 exons. The record is from RefSeq and is a predicted model, not a curated record. Gene Ontology annotation, molecular function: protein binding. The coding region runs from base 130 to 4014 and encodes 1294 amino acids. NCBI's taxonomy places the organism in Eukaryota, Metazoa, Arthropoda, Insecta, Coleoptera, Coccinellidae. Gene Ontology annotation, cellular component: Ski complex.